Messenger RNA from Oncorhynchus masou masou (cherry salmon), 4568 nucleotides. RefSeq lists its product as uncharacterized. Bases 245 to 3031 code for a protein of 928 amino acids. The transcript is spliced from 12 exons. Lineage: Eukaryota; Metazoa; Chordata; Actinopteri; Salmoniformes; Salmonidae. The record is from RefSeq and is a predicted model, not a curated record.
CCCCCCUGAACGCCCACGCACGGGAGAGGGGGGAGAAAGUGCUUUGUCAAUGUGGACAGACGACGCUGGGAGCGGCAGAGAUUGAAACAAAGUUUACUAUUAUAUCUCUCGGAAUAAGAAAGCAGAUUUGUUUGGAUUGGAAACAUUGUUUCAAUACUCCCUUCGUCGUGGACGGGUACACUGAAAUACAACUUUCAACCCUUAAUGCAUUUUAGCACUGACAUUUUUGGGGAAGUAGUUAACCAUGAUGGUAAGACUGACCCUUUGCCUGGUCGCAACAUACGCUGUCUGCCUGUCCGUAUGUCUGGUUGCCUCAGUCCGGGGAGAUCCCUGCCUCAUCAUCAGUGAAGUCAACGCAGACAACCCCAAACUGGACACCACUGAGUUUGUUGAGCUCUACCACACCAGUGGCCAGAGGGCCUCACUGGAAGGCUACACCCUGGUGUUCUACAAUGGAAACGGAAACAUAGCCUACAAAGUAUUGGACCUGAAGGGCCACACCACAGACGACCGGGGCUUCUUCCUGGUUGGCUCGGUGGACAUGCAGCCAAAACCGGCCAUCCCCCUCCCACCCAACACCGUCCAGAAUGGCCCGGACGCCAUCGCGCUCUACCACACGUCUGCGGCACGCUACGGGGAGAAGAUGAACGCCACAGCCGUGGGGCUGGUGGAUGCCAUCGUGUACAUGACGCGGCGGUCCGGGGGCGCAGAGGUCCUGGCUGAGACGUUGACACCUGGGGAGUCGGCCUUCGUGGAGGACGAGGGGGCGCAUGAGGGGGACGAGUCCAUCGAAAGGUGCCUGAUCUCUGGGGAAAGCUGGGGCUUCCAGGUGGACCUGCCAUCACCUGGCCAACGCAACCGCUGCAUCCCCCCUGAUCCCAGCACUGCCACCACGCGUAUCAGCGAGCUGAAGCUGGGAGGGGGGCAGGUGGACGGGUUUGUGGAGCUAAGCGAGUCCCAGGCUGCAGGGCCUCUGGUGCUGCUGGUGCUGGACGGGCGGACGGACAUGGUCAGCGAGAGUGUCGACGUGCACACCUCCAGGGAAGGCCUGAUCUCCAUCACCAUCGACAAGAACAACAUGAAAGGAGAUGAGUCGGGGGCAGUGGCGUUGUACAGUGGCAAGGCCUCGGACUUCCCUGUAGGCAGCCCCCUGAGCCAGACGCAGCCCCUAGACGCCUUUGUGUUCGCUGGACCAGGAAACCAACCCAGCGCCAACCUCACAGAGACCCUUAUACCAGGCAGACAGCCCUAUCAGCUCAGCGCCAGGUUUGGGGAAGGAGGCCUCUACCUCAGUCGCUGUGGUGUGGCCAGUUGGACCAGAGACCCUGGUGUAUUCUGGGAAGCGCCACAAACCCCCGGACAGCCCAACCAGUGCCCAUGGCCAAAGAUCUGCCCUCACGCCACUGUGGUCCCUGGAGGUACGGAAGUGCCCCCUCACCUCCCUCCCUGGGGUCGGGGAGACUUUCUAAUCAGCGAGGUAAAUGCUGACAACCCGGGCUCAGCCGAGGAUGGCGAGUUCAUCGAACUGUGGCACCCGUCGGGCCGCCGCGUCUCUCUGCAGGCCGUGUGGCUCCUCCUGUUCAGCGGACACAACAGCAAGCCCUACCGCGAGAUCAGCCUCACAGGCCACUUCACCACUGCCCAGGGCUACUUCCUGGUGGGCAGUGAUAGGCUUGUCCCAGCCCCCUCGAUCCGCCUGCCACCCAACACCAUCCAGAACGGACCGGACGCAGUGGCCCUGUACCGCAGCCCCUUUGGCCCGCCCUCUGCCUUUCAGACAGGGAUCCCCACCCAGGGGUUGCUAGACGCGGUGGUGUACCGGCUGAGGGGCUCGGACAAGGACACCCAGGAGCUGAGCGAUGCGUUGACCCCAGGACAGCUCCCCCUGCUGGAGGACUCGGACGUGCAGCCCGGAGACGAGGCCUUGAGCCGGUGUAACGGCCUCCUGCCCGCCGACCAGUCUGCUUUCGUGGUGGCCCCACCCACACCUCUGAGGGAGAACUCUUGUCCCCGUCCACCCCCUCCCCCUGAGGGUGUGGUCAUCAGUGAGGUGGGCGGCGCUCGCUGGACCAACCACAGCCGCCAGAGGGGGUUUGUGGAGCUGCUAGGACCGCCCCUGACCUCCCUACAGGGCCUGGUCCUGACAGUGUUUGAAGAGAAUCGAACCGGUACGACCAUGGCCCUACCCCUGACCAGUUUCACCGACCACAACGGCUUCUACCUCAUUGGGAACGUCACCGGAGCAGACCAGGUGUUUCCCGAGGGGGCCACAAUUCCGGCCAAUGGAGCCGUAGUGCUGUGUUCUGACACAGUCACUGUGUGUAGAGCUGGUACCACCCUAACCAACAGCACUCUCCGAGACACCCUAGUGUUCAGUAAUGACCUGAGACUUCUCAUUAAACUCUCAGCCACUAGAGGGCAGCAGGUGAUGCCUGUACUCAGGUCAGUGGAGGAAGGUCCUGUAUCUCUCUGCCGUUGCUCCUGCUGUGAGGCGAGAAGCCCUUCCUCCUGGACCAGCUCCUCCCCCACCCCACGCUUGACCAAUAUCUGCCCCAGCCCCGCCUUCUCCAGCGACAUCGACCUAUGCUUGGCACCCCUCUCCGGUGAUUGGCAGGAGCACCCAGGAAACUGCAGUGGGCUGGUGCAGAGUCACAGUGAGAUGGAUGUGGCUGGCUACCUGGAAGAAAGAUGUCACUGUGGUAUCUCUGCCCUCUACCUGCAGGUGGCCAACUUCUCCUGUGCUGCCGGGUGGCUGCGUGUGCAGGGAAACAUCCAGGCCCUGUCAGACCACCAGAGGGCCCUCAUCCUCCAGACCUCCCCCACCCAGGGGGACACCUGUAACGGCCCAGCUACUGACCGACGCAUGAGCACUGAGUCUGCCCUGGGCCUUCAUAUUGGCCUGGUGCUUGGAGCUCUACUGCUACUGGGACUGGGGGCAGCCCUCUUUACCUACCUCUACAAAAAGAGGCGACCACUGGACUAUUACUCCAUGGAGUUGAAUGAGCAUGGAGAGGGACUUUCUGAACUUUAAGUGUGUGUGUGUGUGUGUGUGUGUGUGUGUGUGUGUGUGUGUGUGUGUGUGUGUGUGUGUGUGUGUGUGUGUGUGUGUGUGUGUGUGUGUGUGUGUGUGUGUGUGUGUGUGUGUGUGUGCAUGUGAAGGAGCAUUCUUUAACGCUGGUGAGUGAAGGGAAGUUGUCCUGCCUGUCUUUUUUCAGACAUUGUGUUCUUUUGUCUGUGUUUUUGAAUGGGGAUCUCCCACUAGAUAAGGGACCAGCACCAUUUUUGUAAAUGUGUACGAAUUGCCAUGCUUUUACAUUCCCUACAUCAUAAUUCCCAGUAAAUGUUGCACUAGUUUUACUACUAUGUCAUAAUCAUGGUUUCACUGUCUCGUGCCUACAUUUUUUUCUCCUUCAUAUUCUCCUUUUAUUAAAUCUAUCUGAAAGUGUAUGAAGUAACAAGACUACAAAUCUAAAAAGCAAUCAUGAGUUACCAGUACUGAAAGUUCUGUUGAUUUGUUUGGUUAAAAUGUGAAUGCUUGUGAUGAACCAGUGAUUACAGUAACCAUCUUUUUUAUUUUUUUAUUUUUUUUUACAUUUGGCAGAAUAUAUGUUAUUUACAUUCUAUUAGUUGAGGAAUAGAAAAGGAAUAUGAAAGACCAUAUGGAGUCUCUCCUCUCCUGGAGCUAUGGAGUCCUUUAUAAGCACAAAGCUAUUUUAUGAUACCACCCCCCACAAAACUGUUAGAAAUGAGGAUUUAAUAAGAAUAGUAUUUUCAUUAUUGGAAAAAUUGGUCUGUAUUAAUUUGAAACCGUUUGUAUUCUAGCUGGCUUGCAAACUGCUAUUGUGCCUUUUUACUUUUAUAUGAGGUCAAAAAGGCCUGAUCUGAUGAGUAUUUUGUAGAGAAGAACUAUAGCAAUGUCUGUGAGAGCCUUGUGUGUAAAUUUGUUUUAAAUGUUCUCAGGGGGAACUGAACUGUAGAAGCAACCAUAAAUACAACCAAUCACAUUAAAAAGGGUAUUUACUGUUAAAGACACAAAUGGAAGUAAAUAUAGGUUUGCCGAAAUGUUCAUGAUCAAAUUCAGAGCAAAAACCAGGCUGUCCCUUUUUGUAUUCAAUUCUAUUAUUUUCAAUCUGCUGGAAGCGCAUUAACUUUGAUCAGCUCCUUGCCAUGGAAUAGCGUAAGACGGUGGUUUUCAACGAUUUUCAAGGACUGCCCUAUACAACACAAUCACUCCAGUUCUUUAAAGUUUAGUGGUCGUAGCACAGCCUUGUUUUUGCCCUGGAUUUGCUCUUUAUAAAAUAAUAGAACCGUUUGUGGCUUUGCUAUCAAAAUAAUUGUGAAACUGCUUUGAAAUGUCUCAUUGUUUUGUUUUUAUGGCCAAAUGUAUCUAGAUCAAUACUUAAUGUAAAGGGAAUUUGAAGAAUGUGUCAUUUUUUGUCAUUUUAUUGCUCUUUUUAAACCUCUUAAUCGUGUUAGUACAUUUCAAUUGAAUGCACUUUGGUAGAUAUAUUUUUUCAUGCCAUGUAGCUAAGUUUGUAUUCAAAUAAAUUGAUAUUUCUUUAGAUGUA